ACUGCAGUUGGUGUGUGUGUAUCUGCGCGCGCGCGUUGCGAGUGUCUCGCUGCCGCGCGAGAUCACAGCAGGCCGGGGUUAAGAUGGCGGCGCCCGUGUUGCGAGUGUCUGUGCCUCGGUGGGAGAGCGGGGCUCGGUAUGCGGUGUGUGUGCUGGGUAUCUUGCUGUCAAUCUACGCGUUCCACGUGGAGAGGGAGAAGGAAAGGGAUCCUGGGUAUCAGGCCAUGUGUGACCUCAAUGAUUGGGUGCGCUGCUCCGCCGUCCUGUCCUCCAGAUGGGGUCGUGGAUUUGGCAUGUUUGGUACUAUCUUUGGAGACGAGAGUCUAUUAAAUCAGCCAAACAGUGUCUUCGGGCUUGUAUUCUUUUUUCUACAGAUGCUGCUUGGAAUGACUGUGAGUGCCGUGGCAGCGUUAGUGUUAAUGACCUCUUCCAUAGUGUCAGUGGUGGGGUCACUUUACCUUGCGUACAUCUUGUACUUUGUGCUGAAGGACUUCUGUAUUAUCUGUGUUGCCACCUAUUUGCUGAACUUCAUUCUCCUUCUCAUCAACUACAAACGACUAGUUUACUUGAAUGAGGCCUGGAAACAGCAACUGCUGGAUAAAGAAGAAUGAGCCUCUUGACCUCUGACUUGCACCUGAAGGACACUGCUUCUUUAAUGUUUAUUUUGCAGUACAUUUUUAUCGGUUGGGGGACAGUAUCCAAGAUAAAGAACAAUCUCACCAGAUUUUUUUUUAUUCUAACUGAACGGGCCCUGGAUAUUUGUGUAUAUUUGCUCUGGUACCUACAAAUUGAAAUGGAUGGAUGAAGGCGUAAGGAUCUUGGUUAUGAGUGGCAAGCUUUAACUGUACUCAAAUUUGGUUGAAAGGCACAUUAUUUCCAUUACCUUGAUUUCCACUCUGUGUACCACCAUGUACCCAGUAUGUUUGUCUGUCAAACCUAUUUAAUGCGGGUAUUUUUUCUUUCUUUUUCUUUGCGAGAGCUUAUUGCGUGGCUAAAGUAUAUAGAUGUUGCCAUAUUUCUUUCGGUGAA
Messenger RNA from Spea bombifrons (plains spadefoot toad), 1029 nucleotides. It is a transcript of the gene VKORC1L1, whose product is annotated as vitamin K epoxide reductase complex subunit 1 like 1. The record is from RefSeq and is a predicted model, not a curated record. Gene Ontology annotation, molecular function: vitamin-K-epoxide reductase (warfarin-sensitive) activity. The coding region runs from base 84 to 611 and encodes 175 amino acids. Lineage: Eukaryota; Metazoa; Chordata; Amphibia; Anura; Pelobatidae. Gene Ontology annotation, biological process: vitamin K metabolic process; peptidyl-glutamic acid carboxylation. The transcript is spliced from 3 exons.